UGUCGCUCCUGGCGGAAGAUGGCGGAUCGGAGCGACUGAAAGCGGGAGGUGGUGAGAGCCACGGGCUUCGCUCACACAAGCAGCGGCCUUGAGUGCACACCGAGCCGGCACAAGGCGGGCGAGGGUGGGGAAGGGAGCUCGUCCGUGGCAUGCAAUGGCCAGCUCGUCAGACAGCGAGGAUGACAGUUUCAUUGCCAUGGAUACAGAAGAGGUAUUGGAUGGGACCAUGGAACAGGAUGAAGAACCUCAUGUUGAAUUGGAAGUUGAAGAAAUGAGGCAUAACCGCUCAAUGUUAGAGUUGCCUGAGGAAGUGCUGGAAUACAUCUUGUCUUUCUUGUCUCCAUAUCAGGAGCACAAAACAGCUGCUCUUGUUUGUAAACAAUGGUAUCGACUCAUUAAAGGCGUGGCUCACCAGUGUUACCAUGGUUUCAUAAAAGCUGUUCAAGGAGGAUAUAUUCAGUGGGAGAGCCGCACCUAUCCUUAUCCCGGGACUCCGAUUACCCAGCGCUUUUCACACAGUGCUUGUUACUAUGAUGCCAAUCAGUCCAUGUAUGUCUUUGGAGGUUGCACUCAAAGCAGUUGUAAUGCAGCAUUCAAUGACCUUUGGCGGCUUGACCUUAACAGCAAAGAAUGGAUCCGUCCUCUGGCAUCAGGUUCCUAUCCUUCUCCAAAGGCUGGAGCUACAUUGGUGGUGUACAAAGACCUUCUAGUGUUGUUUGGAGGCUGGACCAGGCCAAGCCCCUAUCCUCUACAUCAACCUGAGAGGUUUUUUGAUGAAAUACAUACUUACUCGCCUUCCAAAAACUGGUGGAACUGUAUUGUAACAACUCAUGGACCUCCUCCAAUGGCUGGUCACUCAUCCUCUGUAAUUGGAGAUAAAAUGAUUGUAUUUGGAGGAUCAUUAGGCUCUCGACAAAUGAGUAACGAGGUCUGGAUACUGGAUAUGGAGCAAUGGGCUUGGUCCAAACCAGCGACAUCGGGUAGUAUGCCCCAUCCAAGGGGUGGGCAGUCCCAGAUUAUUAUUGAUCAUGAAACCAUCCUGAUCCUGGGAGGCUGUGGUGGACCCAAUGCACUGUUUAAGGAUGCCUGGUUGCUACACAUGAACAGCAUACCUUGGACGUGGCAACAGCUAAAAGUGGAGAAUGAGGAGCAUGGGGCACCGGAGCUGUGGUGUCAUCCGGCCUGUAGGGUUGGACAGUGUGUGGUAGUGUUCAGCCAAGCACCCAGUGGUCGAGCCCCUCUUAGUCCCAGCUUACAUUCGCGCCCUUCUCCUAUCAGUGCCACACCACCAGCGCUUGGUGCAGAAAUGAGAGAACAUCGAUCACAGUCCCCAGUACGGAGUACUGAUGAAGUUCCGUGUGUAAACGGACGCUGGGGUACAUUGCGCCCAAGGACGCAUAGGCCGACAACAGCUAGUUCUCGGGAAGGCAGCCUCUCUCCAGCCAAAGGAGAAAGGUCACCAGUUUUAAAUGGUGGAACAUUAUCCCCAGGAUCCUUAGCUGGCUCUUUGGACAGUCCAGUGCAGCCAGGAUCCCCUGUCACAUCAGCUGUGGUGGAGGGUUAUGAUCUUCGAGGACUUCCACAUGUCACUAGGCAAAGCACACCAGCGGAACAGAAGGUAGAUUCAGGAUUAGAUCCACAUAGGUCCCAGGACUCUGUAAGUUGGGACUCAAAAGCCUCUUCCAGUAACAGCCUUGAAGAAGAUGGGAAUAGGACAAGUCCUGGAACUGAGAUUAAUCUUGGGAAUGCUCCAGAUCAGACAAAUGGAAUUCACACACCACCUCAUGUGGCAAACGCUCCUCCAGGCCCAGUAUCGCCAGGAGCACUCCGAAGAGGGCUGGAAGCUGUGAAGGAUUUCUUACCACAAAGUUCAUCAUCUGUUGUUUCAGCUAGCGGAAGUUCAGCUCCUUUAUCUGUAAUGCCAGGAAACCAUGGUCAAAGUUCAAACAGUACUGAUGUAUCACUUCGUUCUGCACCUGCUCCGGCAGAUGGACAUACACUGCCACCUAUUGCACGCCGGUUAGGCCACCACCCACCUCAGUCUCUCAAUGUAGGAAAGCCCUUGUACCAGAGCAUGAACUGCAAGCCAAUGCAAAUGUAUGUGUUGGAUAUAAAAGAUGCAAAGGAGAAGGGAAAAGUCAGUUGGAAAAUGUUCAACAGUGGCUCAGUUGUAGGCCCGCCAGAAACCAGCCUCCACACAGUGGUGCAAGGUCGGGGAGAGCUGAUCAUUUUUGGGGGGCUGAUGGACAAGAAACAGAAUGUGAAGUACUAUCCAAAAACCAAUGCAUUGUAUUUUGUGCGAGCUAAGAGAUAAUGCACCACCUCAAGGUAUUUCACAUUACCUGAUGCACACCCAUAAGCUGUGAAUUCAAAAAAAAAAUUCAUCUGUAAAACUGCUCUGGAAAUGGCUUAAAAUUUGCUUGUUACAAACACAAAUUUUAUUCCAUUCCAGUGAGUUUGUUACAUUUGGACUGAUUUGUCUUAAUUUGAUUCUCGCUAUGUUCUGAAAAGCUUCUGCUGCCUUCAAUACUGACCGGAAAGGAAAUAGCAUCUGAAUAUUUCCACCAUUGCAGUAACUCGUAUGUGGUAUUCUACAGGUUAGCAAAUGUGCUUUAGCUAGGUGAGAUCUUACUAUAAACAAACGCAAGUGCAUUGAUAAUGGCACAAUGGGUUUGCAGGAGUCUGCAAUGCCUUGUUUGAAGUUGCAGCUUAUCUAUAGGAGCUGAUGCCCCCUUUGUUGAAAUGGGGUAUUUUUGCGAUUCAGUAUUUUGGUCGCAACCUUCAAUCUGCUCAGUGGACAAUUCUUUGAGAUCAGCUAACUGACAUAAACCAAACACUCCAAAAAUUGCACAUGCUGACUCCAAAGCCAGCUGAGUUAAAGCAUAUGUUCUGGUCAAUGAAAGGUGCCGUACAGAGUUUAACCUCUUUCUUUCCUGCAGUUUAUAAACUAAUUUAUUUUUAAAGAGAAACGUAGCAGCUAAUGUAUUGAAAAAAAGAAGUAUAGGCGUGGAAAGAAUUGGUACUUGUCACAGUACCUGUCCCAUUGUGGAUCGGGGCACUCACUGCUGGGAUAUGCCUGUCCUGCUGUGGAAUGGGGCACUCCGUCUUCAGUCUACUGCUUAUCUGCGGGAGGGAGCACUCACUACAUGGAUCCCGUUGUGGAAGGAGGAUCUAAAUAAUCAGUGUACUUGUCAUAUUGUUAGGUUGGGCAAGUAACAAAGGAAUGUAGAGAUGUUUGAGAUAUAACCCCAUAACUGCCUCAAGUCUUUUGUUGCCCAGGUGGUAAGCCAAAUUGAGUCGAUUCAAAUGAAGAGAGUCUGUUUGUUGAUGCAUGCAGGCUGACUCUGGUAGUAAUCAGUUGGAUUGUAUUUCAGAAACCUUGUGCUCGAUUAAAUUCUGUCUGUUGUCUGAAUUGGAAAUCUGACUCUCAUUUUAGUCCAGACACAAUUGGCAGCUGGCCUUAAUUUAUAUUUUAAUGGAUAUAUCAAGGAGCUAGUGGAUACAACUACCUUAAUUUAAUUGAGAACAUCACACAUCCCACUGCCUUCAGUUAUCUAUUUUUGAUGACGAAGGGAACUUGUUAGGAGACAUUUGAAGGUUUUCUGGUAUUUUUGCUUUAUAAAGUUGAUAUUUUUCUGCCUGUUCCAGUCAGUUAAGCCCAUUUAAUUGAUGCUCUUGUUUGUCAAUUGUGUAGAGGUGUCCAAUUAACCAUAAACUUUAUCCUGUUUUAAUUAAAUACAUUUUCUUAGCAUUUCUUGCAAUGACAAAUUUAUCAUUUGACUUGGAGCUUAUCUGUUGUAGUUGUCUAAUCUUGAUUUCAAGGCUAAGAUCAGAAUGAAGUUGCUGAGGAAAAUGGCUACCAAGCUGCUGUCUUGCAAUUGGGAAAUUUUCCUGAAUUAUUUAACUUGAUUGUCCAUUGGUUUUGUGCUAUAUUUUUCAGUCUUGCAGAAGACACAAUAAUUUGCUGUUACUUUGUGUGAGCACCACCUCCCUCCAGUGAUGCCUUUGCAUUUACUAAUCUCUGUUAUGCCAAGGGGAGGUGAUGAGCUCUGCAGUUUGCUGCACCCUCAGGUCCCAGUAUCAGUUCCCUGGGUGACUGCAGUGGAGAGACUGAUGAAGGGAAACAACCGCAGAACAGUGUUAAUCUACAUCUAAAUUCAUCUUUUCAAUUAUUUUUUGGCUGCCAGGACAGUCUUAACUCCUAAUAUUUGCUUGCCCUCUUUCUCAAUUUACAGUAAGAAAAGAGCUAACAGCAUUGAACCCCAGCUCUGGCUAUAUACAACAUCAGACAGGCUGAGGUUUAAGCCCCAUUGCCACACGGAACAGGAGCUGUGUUUAAUGCUGAAGGUGUAACAACGGCAAGUGUGAGCAGAUUCCACGUAUUAUGAGUGUCAGUGCCCUGGAAAAUGGAACAACUUAUAGUGUAAUAUGCUGCUUUGUACCAUAACUUGCUUAAUUGUUCACAUCUAACAAACUGAUGAUCACAAAGAAUGGAGAAUUUUCAGAGAUAUAGCCCAAGUGCAGUAGAAAGAAAAAAUUGCACCUUUCAAAACACAUGGCAGUAGAUACUGGCCCCAGAUAAUAGCUAUCCUUGCAUUGAACAACCACAGUCACCAAGUUGUAACUAUCAAAUUGGAACUUGGGAAGUUAUCCUGAAUUUUGUUGGAUGGUUGUGUUUUUUAUUUACUGAUAUGUAUGUGAUAUGUACUGAUAUGUGAUAUGUGGCCAGAUAAAAUUUACCUAAACACUGGAAAGUAGAAGAACUACUUCUCUGGCCCUGUGCACAUCUAUAAGGGAUGAAUAUACAUGGCAGUGAACAGAUACAACAAAAAGUAUUUAAACCUACUCCAUCAGAUGUCUUUGUAAAUGCAGUGGUUUGGACUUCAGUAACAAAGUGUGUUGUUUAAUAUGUGUAACAUGUUAUGUAAUGUGACACAACCUGGCCGAUUUUUAUGCUGUUUUGGUUUCUGUACAGAUGCCAGAUCCAUAAAAAUGCAGUUUGGUGGGUUAAAUUGUUGACAGUUGUGCCUCGAACCAGAGAAUCAUGCAGUCCCUGAGCACAUAAGGAAGUCGCGCUGGAGCAAUGUGAAUUUGUCAUGGGGUCCUGAAUGAAUGCUGUGAGGUUAGAUUCUGUCAGAUUCAGUUGAGUGUAUGCAGUGGUGCACUGCUACCCAGGGCUUACAAAUGUGUUGAAGGCAGUAACAGGGCUUUAAGUUGCACAGAUAUGGUCCCUUUGCCAGACCUGCUGCUUUGAUCUAUUUUCUCCAGGUUUUAGUUAAUAUAAGGAUGAACUAAAAUGCUGCUCAAAUUUCGAAUCAAGUAAAUGUAACCGGUGAAAAACGUUUCACUUUUAGAUGUGCUCCAGGUAUAUGACAAGACUGUUGGGUAUGUAGGUACUUAUCUGGUGUAUCCUUUUCCCACCACCAUUCAUUGAAUUCAUGCCCUGAUUUGAUGAGGUUUGUGGUGCAGAUGUAUUUUGUAUUUGUGAUAUUUCUCCAAGUAAAACCACAGCUGUGGUGAUAUUUAUGUCAGCCUCUUUCCUAAUUACUUAAUCAUACUAUUGAUUCACAAAAUCACAGUGAUGUUAAAUUCUAUGCAAUGUUUUCAUCCCCAAAAUUUGGCUAUUCAAAUCUGGUUCUAGCUUAUCCUUCCACUGAUUCUAUCCUGCCUGGAUUAUUGCAGUCACGUGUCAGUUUUCUGUCUAGCCUCCUGAAGGAGAAGGUAACCAUAUGGUGUCUUUGCAGUUGACAUUGCUGAAAGAUGAUCAGUCUGGUGGUGGAUCUUUAGGAACUGUCAACCUUCUGUACCUGACUCAGCAAUUUGAUAUCUAAAACACACUCAAACCAUAGUACUCAAGGACAUUGUUGAUUGACAGCUAAUCUCACCAACUGGCUUAAUGGGGUGAAUAUUUAUGGGACUUUGGAUUGUUCCCACUGAUGGUCAGAAAACUCAAAUGGACAGAGUAGUUCUGUACAAAAUAAUGGGAAGCUCACCAGUAAUCCAUUUUUGAGAGUUGUGUGAUUUAAGUUGAUUAUGUACCAAUAGGUAUCCCCUUGUACACUUGAAAGUCCUUAAACUUUUGCUCUGCCAAUGUGUGCCUAAGUUCUUGAUCAAUAGAUGAAGUGUGUUUUUAUGGGAAAUGUGUUUGGUUAAACACAGCCAUUUGACAAAUGUAGCCUGCUGCAGAGUUUCAAAUAUAAUAUGUUUCUCUAUGGCAGACAUCUGAUUGUACAGUCUUCUAUUGGUAUGCUUGUUACAGAUAUAUAGAGAAAUGGCUAUGUAUGUCCAAAAACAUCUGGAUGGCCUGAUUUCAAAAUGGUAAAAAUGCAUGACCAAUGAACCAAUUAUAUUUAACACAAUGCCCACAUUUUUGGCUAAGUUUUCUCCUUAGCUGCUAGCAUCCAAUCUGAUGAUUUCACAUUCAGCUUUUGCAAAACUUGAUGUCAAUACACUGUUGUACAGUUUCACACACAAAGGUGGGGGAAGUAUGACACACAAAGCCUGUAAACUCCUUAUUCAUUGCAUAUUUAAAAUACCAUCAAAUGUUCUGUUUAUUGAUGUAUUUAAGAGAAAUUAACAGCCAGUUUAUUUCCUUUUCCUCUGCCAGUUUCAAUUGGAGUAUAUUUUCACAGGGUGUGGAUUUAUUUUAUUGCAGUUUUUACUUCUCUAUUUCCCCUUUGUCUUACAUUUAAAGAUGGAAGAGUGGACCAGUUUCCAUUCUGACCAUCUAGCCAACAGGUCAUGUCAGCCCAGGCACCUCUAUGUUUUCCCAUGAUCAAAAGAAAGUUCAAUUUUCACGAGUAAAUUCAGGAUCUGGAUUCUGUGGUAUUGUUGACUGUUUGUUUUUUUGUUGAAUAGUUCUGACUUGGAAUAGUUAAACCCAUUUCAUUAAGGGCUUUCACAGUCACCAGAUUUUUGGGAAGAUAUUUCAUAUUAAGUCUUGAGGUUAGGUCAGUGAUUGGGUGACACGCAGGGUGAAUCUCCCACCACAUUAAUUUCAAAAUGUAAGGUUUGGUAUUCCAAAAAAAAUUUAGGAAGGAAUAAAUUUGCACUUAAAUUGCUCAAUUUCUGCAACACUUCAUAUCUGUAAAAAAAAACUUCGGAAAUUCAGUUAUGUAAGCAAUGAUAAUUUUCACACAACAACAUCCCAUAAUUUUGUAGUUGAAAAAAAUCACCAGUUACUUUUUGGUGGUUAUUGAGGGAUGAAUGUUGGUCUGAACACUGAGAAAUGUCCUCUUGGGAUUGUGCUGUGGAAUCUUUAACAUGCACCUAAAAAGGCAAACCUGGUCUUGCAGCUCUGAUGGAGUAGGCAUUACUGCAUUAGAGAGUCAACCUAUUUUAUUAUGCUCAAGGCCUGAUUAAAUGACAAAUUUAGAAUGUUCAGUGUACUGGGUUUUUUUUAAGCUCCUGUAAUCUAUUUUGUGCUUCAGACAAGUUUAUGAAGUAUUAGAAAUGAUAAAAUUUAGGGGAAAUGGGAAUGUAACUUCAAAAGGUUUCUUCUUACUGAUUGUAUUUACUUCUGGUUUGUCAAACAUUAGGGUGGUCCCUGGCAGCAACAAGUUGUUAACUCUUCAGUUGAACUGAGGAAAUUUGUUUUGCAUUCAAUUUUCUCACGCCCUCGGACAUUUUUGUCCUGUCACUAUAUUAAAUGAUUUUUUUUUCCCUGCUCAGAGCUGCAGCUGGCUAUUUGAGUGGAAAUUCUGCACCUGCUAUGGCCAAAUCACUUUUGUUUCCCCUGUAGAAUGUUCCUGUAAGCAUGAAUUGUAGAAUUAAUCUGGAAGGAGGGAAUCUGGGAUUGCAGUGAACUGAGCCAGAACAGGUUUCCAACAAAGCCAGGUCAUGAGGCUUGAUUCACAGUCUGCUGCUGCCACCUACAGAAAUGUAAAGAUACAAACAUUUUUCGUGCAGUGGUGAGAAGCCUUUUACUGGACUUUUUUUGAACUAUGCUACUGCCGCAGUUAACUGUAGAUCUCUGACUCUUUUUAUGAUUUCUGAGCUGCCUCCUUUAAAUCCAGCACCAAAUUGACAAGUUUGGUGAACAGCAAUAUCUUCAAUGCUGAAACAAGAACAAGGCUCUCCAUAUAUUCUAAAAAUCUGAAAUAUAGUAAUUGCUGGAAAAGCUUGGCAAAUCUACAGCAUAUGUGGAGAGAAGCAGAAUUAACAUUACAGGUUCAUGACUUCUUAACAUAAUACUAUCUAGUCUUUCCAAACAGUUUAAUUAACGUGUCGUCUUGAGACUCCCUCCUGUGUGCUGCCCCCCCCCCUCCCCCGCAACUCCACAUAUUGGCAGACACUAGACCAAUGCCUAGGUAGAAACCUGACACAUUGAUUAUUUUUACAAAAUGGCAUACAUUUUAAAACAACAAUUGAUGUUCUGCACUCUUCUAUUAAGACUCCAAAUUUGAAAUCUUGAGUUUUUUUUCCAGUGGAAGGAGAAAGUUGAAAAAUUAUCUGAACAAAUUAUAACAACAGUCAAUUUAGUGAGAAUCAAUGGAAUUUUAUAAACCUUGCUUUUAUGCUGAAAUUACUGUUGUCAUGAAUACAGAUGAUUGAAUCAGUUUUGGGAAGCUGUACUUAAACCAGGUUUCUCCCCAUCAGAAUAACUUCUGUUUAUAUCAGAAGCUUUCUGCUCUAAUACAGUGGUCUUGUGUGAACUCUGCACAGCAUUCCAACACUGAUGCAACAAUAGUUUGUUAAUGGGCUGAGCAGGUCUGUUGCCUGAGUCCAUGAUUUAGAGUGCAAUGGAGGUGUUUUGUAAAACUGAACCAACCUUUAA
This is a messenger RNA of Stegostoma tigrinum, 8776 nucleotides long. RefSeq names its product F-box protein 42 (gene fbxo42). Lineage: Eukaryota; Metazoa; Chordata; Chondrichthyes; Orectolobiformes; Stegostomatidae. The coding region runs from base 155 to 2314 and encodes 719 amino acids. The record is from RefSeq and is a predicted model, not a curated record. Gene Ontology annotation, molecular function: protein binding. The transcript has 10 exons.